Molecule: messenger RNA, 1146 nt
Organism: Fonticula alba
Lineage: Eukaryota; Rotosphaerida; Fonticulaceae
Product: myo-inositol-1-phosphate synthase
Exons: 3
Coding region: 1-1146 (381 amino acids)
Biological process (GO): phospholipid biosynthetic process; inositol biosynthetic process
Cellular component (GO): cytoplasm
Molecular function (GO): inositol-3-phosphate synthase activity
Source: RefSeq, a predicted model, not a curated record
AUGGUCGACAACAAGCCCACUCCCCUCUUCAAGGUCAACUCCCCGAACGUUACCUACACCGAGGAUGCCAUCCACUCGAAGUACUCCUAUCAGACCACCUUCGUGACCACCGAUGCCUCCGGCUCCCUGGUCGCCGAGCCGGUCACCUCGGACUUCGAGUUCGUCACCCAGACCAAGGUCCCCCGCACUGGUCUCAUGAUGGUCGGCCUCGGUGGCAACAACGGCACCACCGUCACCGCCGGUAUCAUCGCCAACCGCGAGAACAUCUCCUGGAAGACUCGCCUCGGCGUCCAGACCCCCAACUACUUCGGGUCCCUGACCCAGGCUUCCACCGUGCACCUGGGCCGCGACCUGCACUCCGGCAAGGACCACCACGUUCCCCUGGCGAAGAUGGUCCCCAUGGUGGACCCCAACACCUUCGUCAUCGGCGGCUGGGACAUCAGCGCCAUGCCCAUGAUCGAGGCCAUGGACCGUGCCCAGGUCCUCGAGCCGGACCUCAUCAACCAGCUGAAGCCCCACCUCCAGGGCAUGGUUCCCCUGCCCUCCAUCUACGACCCGGACUUCAUUGCCUCCAACCAGGCCGACCGCGCGGACAACGUCAUCCCCGGCACUCGCGCCGAGCAGCUGGCCCAGAUCCGCAGCGACAUCACCACCUUCCGCGCCAACAACGCCUGCGAGCAGCUGAUCAUCGUCUGGACCGCCAACACCGAGCGCUUCGCCGAGAUCAUCCCCGGCCACAAUGACACCGCCGACAACCUCCUGCGCGCCAUCGAGGCCAACCACCCGGAGGUCUCCCCGUCCACCAUCUUCGCCGUGGCUUCCAUCCUCGAGGGCACCCCCUUCAUCAAUGGCUCGCCCCAGAACACCUUCGUGCCGGGUGUCGUCGAGCUGGCCGAGCGCUAUGGCGUCCUCAUCGGCGGCGAUGACUUCAAGUCCGGCCAGACCAAGAUCAAGUCCGUCCUGGUGGACUUCCUCGUCGGUGCCGGCAUCAAGCCCCUCUCCAUCACCAGCUACAACCACCUGGGCAACAAUGACGGCAUGAACCUCAGCGCCCCGAGCCAGUUCCGCUCGAAGGAGAUCUCCAAGUCCAAUGUCGUGGAUGACAUGGUUGGCAGCAACCCCAUCCUCUACAAGGAGGGUGCGUGA